AUGCUCUUCUCCAAGUGUGGCGACGAUGCCUCAAUUGGACCUAGCGUGCGAAACUGCCGCGACGGGUUUGAUUUCACGAUACACUUUGAAAAUCUGACUUUUGCAAUUGCACCAUCGGCUGCGUUUGUAGUCGUGUCGUUGAUGCGCUUGCUUCGGCUGCGGCAGAGACCGGCCAUGGUUCAGUCGGGCGGCGUUCUCUACCCCAAAAUGAUUACAUCAAUCAUUUUUUCAUGCUUGCAGGUGGCACUUGUUGCACUUGUAACGACGCAGCCCGUCGAUUCAGCCCCGACCUUGGUUGCCGCCAUGGCGUGUCCAUUGUUGGCCGCCUUGUGCAUGACAGCUUUGUCCUAUCUCGAGCACCAAAGAUCACCACGGCCAUCUCUGCUACUAGCCGGGUAUCUCUUGAUGACCACGUUUCUCGACAUUGCUCGGUGUCGAACCUUUUGGCUGGCCUCGGCUGUUGGACGAGAAAAGGCCGUCGCAGCAGUCUUUACCGCCGCGACCGCUACCAAGGCCAUGUAUCUGGCUCUAGAAUCUGUACACAAGAGGAAAUGGAUUCGGUGGCACGACGAUAAAACGCACAGCCCCGAAGAGACCUCGGGUCUCAUUAGCCUAGGCGCCUACGCAUGGGUCAAUUCGCUGUUUCUCCAGGGCUAUAGAGAGAUCCUGCACCUAGAAGGACUGUUUCCACUCGACACUGCGAUGAGGAGCCGAAAGUUAUACCACAACUUCGCUCAGAACCUGGACUAUGAUUUGCUCAAAAGAGACAAGAAUGGGCUGUUAAGAGCUCUGGCCCGCACGAUAGCCGUGUCUUUGCUGCUCGCCGUGCCGCCACGUUUAUCCGUCGUCGGCUUCACCUUUUGCCAACCAUUCUUCAUCAAUACACUUCUCGACUUUCUCUCUCAAAGUCGCAGCAAAGAAUCACAAAAUACAGGAUAUGGGUUGAUUGGCGCAAGCAUAUUGAUAUAUGGUGGCAUGGCUUUCUCCAUGGCGACAUAUUUGUAUUUACGCACCCGAUCACUUCAAAUGGUGCGCGGAUGCUUGGUCUCCGCCAUUUACGUCAAAUCCACUGAAAUACCCCAAACUGGCGAUGAGCCUGAAGCUCUGACCCUCAUGAGCGCAGACCUAGAGCGUAUUCGCUUUGGCUUGAGAUCCAUGCACAAUCUAUGGGCAAGCCCUAUUGAGAUUGGCCUUGCAAGCUGGCUGCUAUACAGGCAAUUGGGUCUUGCCUUUUUAGCUCCCGUUAUUGUUGUGACAUGCUGCGCCGGCGUCAUUGCUCUGACAGUCAGAUAUAUUGGAAGUGCGCAGAAGAACUGGAUGGAUUCUGUUCAGAAAAGGACAGGUCUGACAUCAUCUCUUGUCGCGCGAAUGAAGGCGUUGAGAAUGUCAAACCUAGCUACACCAAUCAUCAACUCCAUCCAGAAUCUCCGCGUCGAAGAGCUGGCUGCUGGAAGCCGCUUCCGAGGGCUGCUCGUCGUCUCGGCAGUAAUUGGCUUUGUUCCAUUGCUUAUGUCGCCCGUAUUUACCUUUGCCGUCACACAAAAGUCCCUCGACUCGGUCAAGAUAUUCACUUCUCUCUCGUAUAUGGUACUACUGGCAAACCCUCUCUCCCAGCUAUUCCAAGACAUUCCCCAAAAAGAUUUCCGAUCUUCCAAUGGCGAACCUGAGAAAAAGGAAAACAAUGAUGCUCGUGCCGGCCGUGGCAUCAGCGUACGCAACGGGAGUUUUGGCUGGGAAGCAGGCAACAUGACCCUCAAGGACAUCGACAUGCAGAUUCGACCGGGCACGUUUACUAUAAUCUGCGGUUCCACCGCGUCCGGCAAGUCAACCUUGUGCAGCGCGUUGCUUGGCGAGGUUCCAUUCCACACCGGGGAUAUCAUCAUCGACAACAAGAGCGCCCCUAUAGCCUACUGCAGCCAAGAACCAAUUCUUUUCAACGGCACCAUCAAGGACAAUGUGCUGGGUGGACACUGUCCCGACAAAGCAAGAUACGACGAGGUUUUACAUGCGACCUUGUUGCAAUCAGACCUCCAGUCCGAAUCACUUCCUCUUGGCGACCAAACGAAUAUCGGAAGCAACGCCAUCGCUCUGUCAGGGGGGCAGAAACAGCGUCUCGCCCUAGCGCGAGCUUUGUUCGCAAACACAAGUCUGAUCAUACUGGAUGACGUGUUUAGUGGCCUUGAUAACAAAACGGCAAAGCAGCUCUUCAAAAAUGUAUUUGGAAGUGGAGGGCUGCAGCAGCAACGUCAAUGCACUGUCAUCCUAUGUUCCAACAUCACGAUGCACUUUUCACAUGCUGAUUUCAUUCUGGCUUUAGGGCCGGAUGGAAGCGUUGUUGAACAGGGGUCCUUCUAUGAACUCAUGCAACUUGAAAACGGGUACAUCAAGACACGCUACACAGAUACUGUGGAUUGUGUUGUGGCAGAGCAGGAUGCAAUCAGCACCUCUGCCAAUGAUGGGCUUCAGGAGCCAUUGCAAGAAGAUGCAAUCAAAAGCGAGCCAAAAGGUUUCGGCCAAGACUCAAAGCGACAAAAGGGAGGUCAUGGCACAUACAAGCAUUAUCUUCAAACUGUCGGCUAUAUGCUUUCUCUCUCAAUUCUUGUCUGGGGUGCUGCGAUUGGUUUCUCGCAAAACUUCCCAACUGUCUGGUUGACUUACUGGGGUAAUGACAUGUCUUCAUCCGCGUCUCAGCAUUCUUCAACUUAUUACAUUGGAAUUUAUGCGCUUCUUAACGUGGGCUGCAUUAUGUGUCUGGCUGGACUUGGCAUCACGGUAUUCUAUGUUGCUGUUUCGAAAGCCGGGGCCAAGUUGCAUGGCGAUGCGCUGAGCACACUUCGGCGCGCUCACAUGUCGUUCUUUGCAGAGACAGAUCAAGGAAAAAUUGUCAAUCUGUUUAGCCAGGAUAUGAACUUGAUUGACACGGAGCUUCCAAGUGCGCUCCUCAAUGGCGUCAUGUCAGUGUCCAUGGCUAUUGGUCAAGCUGCGGUCCUCACCACCACGUCGCCUUAUCUGGCCAUCAGCUAUCCCUUUCUCAUCGGAUUUCUCUGGGUUAUUCAGCAUUUCUACUUGAGGACUUCUCGUCAGCUACGGCUCUUGGAUCUGGAAGCCAAGAGCCCCUUGUAUGCCCACUUUACGGACAUUUCGAAAGGAAUCGUCACGAUUCGCGCUUUUGGACUUGUGCACAAACACAUCGAGAACGGUUUCCAACUUCUAGACGACUCCCAGCGACCGGCGUACCUUCUUGGUAUUGUUCAGAACUGGCUUAUCAUGGUGCUGGACUUUGUUACGAUGGUCAUCGCUGCUAUGCUGAGCUCGCUUGCCGUUACGCUUCGAUCCAGUACAGGCUUUACAGGCGCUUCACUCGUGACCUUGAUGUCGUUUGGAGAUCAAUUGACGCAAAUCGUGAUUUUCUUGACACUGCUUGAAACCAGUCUUGGUGCAAUCACAAGGCUACAAGAUUUUGGUGCCAAUGUGACUUCAGAGGAAAAGACUUCGGAGGUAGUCAAACCACGCGAAGGCUGGCCACAACAUGCGAGUCUCGAACUUACCAAUGUUUCCGCAAGUUACAGUACGCCAACUGAAGGCAAACCGCCCGCGCUUGCGUUGCGAGACGUAAACUUGACGAUUCGCGAUGGUGAAAAAGUCGCGAUAUGCGGGCGCACAGGCAGUGGGAAAUCCAGCCUCAUUUCUCUGCUCCUGAAGCUCCUGGAUCCAAUGCCCACUGAAGGGAGCUCGAUCAUGGUCGAUGGCCUGUCGCUGGACCAGAUAGACCGUUCCACUCUACGGGCUCGAUUCAUCGCAGUUUCACAGGACGCUGUUUUCCUGGCCGACGGUACAACAUUCCAUGAAAAUCUAGAUCCGUACGCCGAAGCCGGCGCUCAUGAUUGCCAAGCCGCUCUAGAAGCAGUCACCCUUUGGCCAUACGUCCACGACCGUGGCGGACUGAAAUCAGCCAUGAAUCCUAGCUCCCUGAGCGCCGGGCAGAAGCAGCUUUUUGCUUUUGCAAGAGCCAUCGUGCGUCACAAGCUACGUGUCAAGCAAUCAGACAACAACCGAGAGGGCGUGGCAGACCAAAAUGGUGGAAUAUUGCUGCUCGACGAAGUCAGUGCUAACAUCGACCAGGAGACGGAGCUCGUGAUGCAAGAAGUCAUCGGAAUCCAGUUUGCAGAAUACACUGUUGUCGCGAUAGCGCACAGACUCAACAUGAUUAUUGACUAUGACCGAGUUGUUGUCAUGGAUCAGGGACGCAUAGUGGAAAUGGGAAAUCCGAGAAUACUCUCUCAGCAACAGGGGUCACGAUUUCAUGCAUUGUGGCAAGCCGGAACGUCUUAA
This is a messenger RNA of Akanthomyces muscarius, 4332 nucleotides long. RefSeq lists its product as uncharacterized. Bases 1 to 4332 code for a protein of 1443 amino acids. Gene Ontology annotation, molecular function: ABC-type transporter activity; ATP binding; ATP hydrolysis activity. Gene Ontology annotation, cellular component: membrane. Lineage: Eukaryota; Fungi; Ascomycota; Sordariomycetes; Hypocreales; Cordycipitaceae. Gene Ontology annotation, biological process: transmembrane transport. The transcript is spliced from 7 exons. The record is from RefSeq and is a predicted model, not a curated record.